AUGUUUUUGGGGAACCCUAACAGCCAUUUUCCGUCCUCUCCCCGCAGACAGCUGUGUAAGGAGUUCACAGACCUGCUGGCCCAGGACAGGACUCCCCUGGGAAACUCGAGGCCAGCUCCCAUCCUGGAGCCCGGCAUCCAGAGCUGCCUCUCCCACUUCUCCUUCAUCACGCACGGCUUCGGCUCUCCGGCUAUCUGCGCCGCGCUCACCGCCCUGCAGAACUACCUCACCGAGGCUCUCAAAGGACUCGACAAGAUGUUUCUCAACAACCCUCCCAACACCCGGCACAGUGACGCCGCCAACAAGGCGGUUGACAAAGAUGACAAGCAGCGGAAAUGA
Molecule: messenger RNA, 339 nt
Organism: Thalassophryne amazonica
Lineage: Eukaryota; Metazoa; Chordata; Actinopteri; Batrachoidiformes; Batrachoididae
Product: transcription factor AP-2-beta-like
Exons: 1
Coding region: 1-339 (112 amino acids)
Biological process (GO): regulation of transcription by RNA polymerase II; anatomical structure development; regulation of cell population proliferation
Cellular component (GO): nucleus
Molecular function (GO): DNA-binding transcription factor activity, RNA polymerase II-specific; RNA polymerase II transcription regulatory region sequence-specific DNA binding
Source: RefSeq, a predicted model, not a curated record